AUGAGCAAAGCUACUAAAAAAUUUGUUGAACCUGAGACCAAGGUGAAUGGGAAGACUGACAUGGAACGUGUCGGGUUCUUCAAGGAAAUGGAAUACAUAAGUGUAGGCGACCCUUACGUUAAACCAGAUCCAGUUAACAAGAGAAAAAAAGUCCCGUGGAUUACACAGGGAGGCAAAACAAUAGGAGCCAAACAAGAUGGUUACUUCGCACCUGAGUUCCUAACGCACAAUGUUAAAACACCUUACACAACGCUGGAUCAAUAUUAUAGAGAUAAGGAAAAACUGUCUAAAAAAUUAGCUCUGGCUGGUCCAUUUAGAAAUGCUCCAAUUCAAAAAAUGGCUUGUGGCAAAGGAAGUUUCUGUGCGACGAUUAAUCCGUCUCCAGAAGCAAUGAGUCCCUUGACAAGAACAAAGCCUAAGGCUCCUUUCAAAUUUGCAUUCCUAACUUCGACUGGAAAGAAAGGAUGUGGAUACGGAUAUGUUGACGUGACGAUAAACAAAUACGUUCCUGUCUGUGAAGAAAUAUGCGGUGCCGUUUCAACCCGAAAGACUUCUAUAGAAAAGAACAUUGAAAAAAGGAUAGGAAAUGUUUUUCACACGGCAUUUUCAGGAAAUGAAUGUUUUCACCCGAAUCCGUAUGCUCUUACUAAGCCAAUCAAAAAAUCCAAACAUCCAUUUUCAACGACUUACAAUCAGUACCAUCAUCCAGCCAUAUUCUUCUACACAUCCCCAACGAAAAAGGACGGUGGAAUGAAGGCAGGAACGAUAAAUCCAUUCCCGUAUUACAACUCUGAGGUGUACCACGAUCCAAAGUUAUUCCCACUGAGAUAUAAAGAAAUAACAAACUCGUCAAACAAUAUUUACAUGCCCACAUCAUUUCCUAAAUCUGUUGUCCAACCUUCAAUUCUUCAGACUAAUUUGAACAAGUAA
Messenger RNA from Helobdella robusta, 930 nucleotides. RefSeq lists its product as hypothetical. The coding region runs from base 1 to 930 and encodes 309 amino acids. The transcript has 6 exons. Gene Ontology annotation, cellular component: centrosome. The record is from RefSeq and is a predicted model, not a curated record. NCBI's taxonomy places the organism in Eukaryota, Metazoa, Annelida, Clitellata, Rhynchobdellida, Glossiphoniidae.